Molecule: messenger RNA, 1208 nt
Organism: Aspergillus novofumigatus IBT 16806
Lineage: Eukaryota; Fungi; Ascomycota; Eurotiomycetes; Eurotiales; Aspergillaceae
Gene: udpA
Product: UDP-N-acetylglucosamine 1-carboxyvinyltransferase family protein
Exons: 4
Coding region: 12-1208 (398 amino acids)
Biological process (GO): UDP-N-acetylgalactosamine biosynthetic process
Molecular function (GO): UDP-N-acetylglucosamine 1-carboxyvinyltransferase activity
Source: RefSeq, a predicted model, not a curated record
AAGAUUCAGGAAUGGCGCAUAAUCUCAUCAGCAUUGAAGGCGGCCGUGACGUUGUCGGCGAUGUCUACAUCUCCGGUUCCAAGAACGCAGGACUGCCCAUCAUGGCAGCGUCAAUCCUCGCCUUGGGGGAAAGCACGCUGGGAAGAGCCCCCGUCCUGACGGACAUCGAGAAUCUCGCUAGCAUCCUCCGGUAUCUCGGCGGAACCGUCACCUGGAGGUCAAACUCCCUGCGGAUUGACACGACGCAUAUGGAAAAUCGGGAGUUACCCGCCAGCUUGACACGGCCACUCCGGGCGUCAAUCCUCGCUCUGGGACCCCUUUUGGCUCGUUUCGGGCACGCAAAGAUCGCACUCCCAGGCGGUUGCACGAUCGGCAAACGUCCAAUCGACGAACAUAUCAGCGGCCUUGAGAAACUCGGCGCAUGCAUCACCCUCACGCAGAGGGCGAUUGAUGCUCGAGUCCCGCGUACCGGGCUGCAAGGCACAGUUCUCCAGCUGCGUACACCCACCGUCACUGGGACCAUGAACCUGAUGCUGGCCGCAUGUCGAGCCAGAGGCGUCACGCACAUCCGCAACGCCGCGCGAGAGCCCGAGGUGGUGGAUCUGUGCCGCUGUCUCAUCAGCAUGGGGACGGUCAUCCACGGCGUGGGGACAGAGCAUCUAGCGAUCUAUGGAAGGGAUAUCGCGCUCCGUCCGUACAGCUACCAAGUGAUGGACGACCGUAUCGAAGGCGGGACAUUUCUCAUUCUUGGAGCUAUGGCGGGUAACCCGCUUCGCGUCCACGGGUGCCGCGAAGAGCACCAGACCGUACUGAUUGAGAAACUCCGCGCGGUUGGGGCUCAUAUCACCCUCGAGACACCAGCCAUCAUCAUCAUAAUCAAAGCCAGCAACCCCAAGGCCAUAGAUAUCACAACGGGACCGUACCCGGCUCUUUCUACCGAUCUCCAACCGCAGCUCAUGACAUUACUCUCCGUCUCGCAGGGCGUCAGCCGAAUACACGAAACAGUCUUUGAGCGACGCUUCAACCAUGUAGCGGCGCAGAAUGCCGUAAUCCACGGCGUUGAAAGACUCGUUGCAAGUACCGUGACAGCGACAGAUCUCCGGGCAGGAGCUUCUCUGGGCGUCACAAUCAUUCAAGGAAUCGAGCAUGUAGAUAGGGGGUAUGAACGGUUGGGGGACAAGUUGGGGUCAAUUGCCGGUCUGAAUUAG